ACAGUUCCAACAGUGGACAGAGGGACGGACCUGCAGAGAGGAGACGCUGGUACUGAAGAAGGUUAGAAGACUGAAAAGUGAAAAAGAAAUCGACUGGAAACCAAGAAAAACUUCAGUAGCAACAGCAACCAUUGACCAUAUUGGAGAUAAAAUUUCUCUCUAGAAGACCUGAGGAAGGUUAUGAGACGUGUUGAGACGUCUCAGACCCACCCCAGAUCACUGAAUUUGUGCAUCUUAAACAUCUUAAAAUUAAAAUUCUGAACCAUCUUUUGAGAGACAGAGUGAUGCGUCUCUUAAACAAGGACCUGCGUCUGCAGGACGUCACGCUGAUCUACAUGAUCCUGCUCGCUGCCCUGGUGGUUCUCCUGGUGGCCCCGUACCACGCUUCACCCCCAUCUUCAUCUUCAUCCCCGUCCCCAGACAACCCCUCCAGACCUUCCUUACCCUACCACGUCCCCCUGGACCCCGCCGGGCAGCUGGAGCUCUCCUGGAACAUCAGUUACGCCAAGCAGGAGGUGUACAUGGAGCUCCGGGCCAAGGAGCUGCGCCAGGGUCUCCUGCUGGGCAUGUCUGAGCGCGGCGAACCCACCAACGCCGACCUGGUGCUUCUGUGGAACGAUGGGCACAAGUCCUACUUUGGGGAUGCUUGGAGUGAUGAUGAAGGCCGGGUAACGUUGGACAGUCAGCAGGAUUACGAGCUGCUGGAUGCACAGAACACUCCGGAAGGCUUUUCUCUGCUCUUCAGGAGACCCUUCAGUACCUGCGAUCCCCAUGACUACGUUAUAGAGGAAGGAACAGUCCACCUGAUCUACAGCAUACUCGAUCAGCCAAUCCGCUCUCUUCGUGAGCUCAACGUGUCCCGCCUUCAACCUGGCGUUCAGCGAAUCCUGCUGCUGCGUCCUGACACGCCCAGCCCCUCUCUUCCGCCGGACGUGCGCACGCUGGAGGUUCUGGCCCCCAACAUCGUUAUCCCUGAUCAGGAGACCACCUACUGGUGCUACAUGUACCAACUGCCCCCCAACAUGCCCAAGAACCACAUCGUCAUGUACGAGGCGGUGGUGAGCGCGGGGAACGAGGCCAUCGUGCAUCAUAUGGAGGUGUUUGAAUGCUCGCCUCACAUGGCCUCUGUCCCUCAGUACAGCGGCUCCUGCGACUCCAAGAUGAAACCGGCGAAGCUGAACUCCUGCCGUCACGUCCUGGCAGCGUGGGCCCUCGGAGCCGAGCCAUUCUACUACCCCUCUGAUGCCGGCCUUCCUCUGGGUGGAGAAGGUUCCUCCAGGUUCCUUCGUUUGGAGGUGCACUAUCACAACCCACUCCUCAUCUCUGGGCGUCGUGACUCCUCAGGUAUCCGUCUGUGGUUCACUCCGUCUCUGAGGCGCUUCGACGCCGGGAUCAUGGAGCUCGGUUUGGUCUACACGCCCGUCAUGGCCAUCCCUCCUCACCAGCACAGCUUCCAGCUGACGGGCUACUGCACUGCCGAGUGCACACACACGGCGCUGCCUCCUGGAGGGAUCCAUAUUUUUGCGUCGCAGCUGCACACACACCUGGCGGGACGAAGCGUCCGCACCGUGCUGGUGAGAGGAGGCAGAGAAGUGGAGGUGGUGCAGGAGGACAAACACUUCAGCACACACUAUCAGAUCAUCCGCAUCCUCAGAAAGAUGGUGACUGUUCUGCCAGGUGAUGUGCUCCUGACAAAAUGCACCUAUAACACAGAAGACAGAGUCAAAGCUACAGUGGGUGGAUUUGGGAUCAUGGAGGAGAUGUGUGUGAAUUAUGUGCACUAUUACCCACGUACACAGCUGGAGCUGUGUAAGAGUCACGUAGACCCGGAUUACCUGCAGAGAUACUUCAGCCUCAUCAACAGGUUCCAUGGCGGUGAGGGCUGCAGCUGCUCUCGUACCACAGUGGAGGACGAGUUCUCCUCCGUGACCUGGGACUCCUUCAGUGCCGAGGUGCUCGACUCCCUGUACACCACCUCACCCAUCUCCAUGCACUGUAACCGGUCCACGGCCGAGCUCUUCCCCGGCAACUGGGAGAAACAGAAGAUUCCCGAGGUGUUAGCGGAGCUCCAGCCACACGUGCAACCGUGUGAACCAAGCCGAGCGGCGGCUCCGAGUCACGGCCCUACAGAGGUUCGACCCCAACACAGCGGAUAACCCAAAGUCUUUCAGUUCCAACGCUGACACUCCCAGAUCUCCAGCAAAGUGGUGCAAGUAUAUAAAUAAAACCAUUUCACUAAACUCUAACUAAACAGCAAGUUAUCCUGAUUGGACCGCGUUUACAUCGGCAGCCGCAAAUAACUCAAAGUGGGUGUGGUCAGAGCUGAGGUAUGCAAAUGAGAAGCGAAGCGAUGUGAAGACUACCACAUUUUUUCUAGUUAGAUAUUUUUACUAGCUAUAUAGAAAAGACUUUGCUUAUGUCGCCUAGCAUUGUCGCGAUUUACGCACAUUUACAGUUUAAUUAGUUUAUCGUUAAGUCUGUGAUGGGUGACUUGCGCUUUGCGAACUUCUUUUCCGUGUUUUGCAAGCUUUAACCAUAUAGCUACUUUUUCUUUUUUUUUUUUUAUUCGCGACACAAUAACGAAGCUAAUAGCAACAUGUACAUGUUUAGUCUAAAUGAUUCUGUGCUUGUUUUGGUGCAGUGAUUAAUGCUUUGCCUGCUUAGCCAAUCAGGUACGAGUAUUUUUUGUGCUAUAACAGCUGGUAACUAUUUCACUAAAAUGCAAACAUGGAUAUGUCCAUCAGAAGUAAAGCUCGUGUUUGUAAAGGCUACGCCGUCUCUGCCGGGGUAAACGCAGGCUUAUUCCACGGAGCGCUGAAUAAAAUGAAGCGAAGAAAAAAAUGAUUAAGCUCGUAAUAAACACACAAAAUUAUUGGACCAUGAAAAGAAAACUAGCGCUGCUAACAUUUCAGUACAUGACCUUUUCAUUUUAUUGCUCAUAAACUCAUUGCAAAUACAUUUUAUUUGUCAGAUUAGAACAAUUUAUAAGACUUAUAUAUGACUUUAGUGCUGAAGAUUGUGCUUAAACUGCAAAUGGACAAAAUGUAAAC
Molecule: messenger RNA, 3050 nt
Organism: Pangasianodon hypophthalmus (striped catfish)
Lineage: Eukaryota; Metazoa; Chordata; Actinopteri; Siluriformes; Pangasiidae
Gene: dbh
Product: dopamine beta-hydroxylase (dopamine beta-monooxygenase)
Exons: 12
Coding region: 285-2156 (623 amino acids)
Biological process (GO): norepinephrine biosynthetic process; dopamine catabolic process; octopamine biosynthetic process
Cellular component (GO): secretory granule membrane
Molecular function (GO): copper ion binding; dopamine beta-monooxygenase activity
Source: RefSeq, a predicted model, not a curated record